Carassius carassius (crucian carp) is the source of this 5533-nucleotide messenger RNA. Its product is annotated as mucin-2. Bases 261 to 4574 code for a protein of 1437 amino acids. Lineage: Eukaryota; Metazoa; Chordata; Actinopteri; Cypriniformes; Cyprinidae. The transcript is spliced from 3 exons. The record is from RefSeq and is a predicted model, not a curated record.
GCGCAUGCACCGGGUUUCAGGUGAAGUGGAAAGCCCCUGCCUGGUUACAGCUCACUGGCUGUCAAGAGUGCAGCUUGAAUUCAAGGCAAGGAGUUUUAUUUUUGGUAUGGAAAAGGGGUAGGUCACCAUGUCCUGUUGCUCUGUUCUACUAAUCUUCCGCCAGCACACUCGGAGUUGUACCCUGCAGCUGCACACUUAACUGCACAGUAAUAUUUGCACAGAUCAGCAUCAUCUCUCAUCUCUAGCCUCACCGUGUUGAAAUGCUGAUGGCUUUAAGUUAUGGUAGUCAGCCUAAUCUGCUUUCACAGCAAUACCCUCCUCCUCUACUGCCAAAACCAGGGCCAGACAAUGCCCGUCUGCAGAAACUCCUGAAGAAAAGUUCUAAGAAAAAAGUCGGCUCUUCCUCUCAGACGCCCAUCCCAUUCAGGUCGAACUUGUCGCCAGUAAAUGAGGCCAGCCCUGACCUGGAGCACAGUGACCCCUCCACCCCUCCAAGGACUCCAGAAAGCCCUCUCUUCAGCAGGACCCUCGAUUCUCAAUAUUCCACCUGCAGCCCUUUCUACAGUCACUCUGCCUCCCCUUACUUAUACCCUGCCAACAGCUCACACUACAGCUCUACGCCCACACUGUCUGCACAGCCAUACUCUUACCCUGCCCAAUCACUGGAGCACCAGAUAGCACCUCUAUACACAUGCUCAUCUAUCCUUUUUGACGAUGACUCAGAGCAGGCCACAGAUGCUGACCCAGAUGCAUCCUUUGAGAUAGCCUUAAGCCAAACGCUUCAGUCCAGCUCCUCAAGAGCAGGGACGAUGUAUGGCACACUUGGUGAACGACAGACCUAUCAAGCCUCAGUACAAAUACAAGCUCCCCCUUUGGCUCCAAUUCAACUUCCCGCUCCAAAUUUGACAUUGGCCUGUGCUUCAGGUUACCAGACACAACCCAUAUCUCAGGUUCCAGUGAGCCAAUCCAACAGGGAAAGAUAUAAAAAUGUUGCACCUGCACUUGUUACUCACACACCUCUCAAAUGUAAUCACGUCAUGGAAACAGCUGGGUCACACUUCAAGAUUUCCACAGCGGAGAAAAUAGCAGAUUUUCCACAAACAAGAAUUUAUACUCCAAAAACCUCCUUUUAUGAGAUAUCAAAGCCACCUAUUCAGGACUCCUGGACUUGUGGUUCAACCUUUCAAGGAGGAGCACCAUUUAAUGCAAAAACUUCAGUGAUAGAUGUUAAACAAAAUGUAGGGAUGCUGUAUGAAGCUCAAACACCUUCUUGUCAGAUAAAUACAUAUGCAGGCCAAGUUACAGGUGCAAAAAGACCUGUUUUGGAGGCUUCUGCAGAUAAUCAACCCUUAUUUAUAUUUAACUCUACAUUAUCCACAACAAUGAUUUCUACAGAAAACCAAAAGGGGCCCAUGCCUCAAAAUCACCUGCUCCAACCUCCCUCAUCGACUAAUGUAAAAGCUCAAAGUGCAGCAGUUGGCCAUGAUGAUGGUCUGAAAAAUAAUGUUUUGGAUAAAAUAAGGAGUUCCACUCCAAACGGUGUUGUGUUCACCACAGGACCUAAAACGUUUAUUUCUAAUGCCUAUUCUGAGGAAUGCUUGACACCAAAGAUUUCUAAAUGUGAGGUUUCCUUAUCCAAGACCCUUGCUGAGGCUAGUAAGUCAAGCUCUAGAGCAUGUGAGGUGCUUACAUCUACAGUUCCACAGGAGUAUCCAAUGUCUAAAACUGGAACUCCAGAAACCUGUAUAAUGACACCAGGCAAGUCUGUUCCAACAGAUAUAAUUCAGGAGACAUCCAUGCCUGUACUCUCCCAAAACUUUCAAACACCAAGUAUGCCUGUAUACUGGUCACCUAGACCACCAGCACGGUUUUUGGGCAACCAGAGGCCAUCACAAAAUGAUAUUAACAUCCCGAAACCAAAGUCAACUUAUUACGGUUUAACACCUGCUGAAUAUAUUGCUUAUGGUGGAAUCAAGGUGAAUUCACAUGGUGAUCCUUCUGUAUCUAAGCCUGAAGUACCAGAAGAUUUUAAAAACAUGGCAUAUGAGAAUUUCAUGAUCAAAUCUCCUACCAAGACAUCACAAGAAACAUUCAGUAUUAUUUCUAAUUUCAAUGCAGAGAAAUCCUCAGAGGCUUUACAUACUUCAGUGGCUGCAUUGCCCUCACAAAUCUUGAUGACAAACCAAGAAAUGGUACAAGUAACUGACAAAACUGAACUAAAAACUUCGGCUUCGGAAAUACCAGAGCAAGAAACAAUCCCUGGAGUAAAACUAGUAUAUCUAGAUUUAAAUCCUGAAGAUACAAUGUACAAUGGGCUUCAAACUACACCUUUAAGAAAGGCCCUAAACCCCACUGCUGUAGCAGAGGCUCCUAGACAACUAAAUGCAGGGUCUACAGAUAUAGCCUCCCCUCCUUUUACAGCAGAGGGGAAAAAAAUGCCAACUUACCCUUUUCCCCUCGUACAAUCAAAUAUUCCGAACUCAAAUAUAACCGGAUUGUUAACAAAGAAUUUCUUAUCAGUUCAAAAUAUCCCACUGCAAACGGGGCAGUCAGAGAAUGCACACAGAUCUAUAUAUCCAACAGAAAGUUUUAAUCCUGCGUCAGUGAAAGCAAUGCAGUUACAAGUUUCUGCAAAUCAAGAGCAGAAAACCAUGUCAUGUUUAGAAACCCACCAGACUUACUCCACUGUCUGUGACUCUUCUAUUGCUAUCAAUAAAGGUAAUGAACUUCACAGUAUCAUAAACACCAAAACUGAAGGUUUCAAUAAAAUCACGACAAACUCAACCAGUGUCACAGACUCUAGAAUGCCAUCUGCAGACACCAGAAGUUACACUAAAGUCCCCCCUGAUAUUAAGCCUACAGCCCUCUCAAAGCCAGAGGAAACUAAAUUUACAGUUCACUCAAAGUUAGGUGCAUCUAUCAUUACAGCCCCCUCAAAGACAGAAAUAUCCAGACCUGAAGCCACAUGUAUAUCUAAUGCAGACAGUCCUGAUGUUUUGCCCAAAUCAAACAUACUUAAUUCUCCAACUCCCGAUAAAACAGAUAUAUUUAAUACUCUGAGUCACUCUAAACCAGAGCCAUCUCAACUUGCAAAAUCAGAUAAAUCUUAUCCUGUAGUUUACUCUAAAUCAGAAGAAAAUAAAACUGAUGUUUUAAUAAAUCCAGAUUCAACACCUCCCUCCUUGAAAACCAUUGCUAAAAUCAAUCAAACCCCUGAAGAAACCAAAGAUCAGCAGAUGCAGAAACAGAAACAUGACAUGAAUGUGAAAUCUAUUCCAUGCCCUACAAACAAAACAAACAGGUCAUCCAAAGUCCCCCCAGAUGUACAGAUAUUUUCACCUGCGCCUAUCACUGAAGCCCCAGUCACCCACCUGGCAAUGGAUAAAUCUUCUAAUCCAGACAACAGCAAUGAAGGAUUAAUAGCCCUAAGUGCUAAUAAAAAAGAGCCAAACCAAAAGCGCCAUUUGGCAUCAGACUUACAGGAAUCUAAUAAAACAAACACUGAUUUCAAAGCGGUAGCUAAAGUCACAGACGAAUCUAAAUUAAGCAAUUCACUAACACAACAAAGACAUUUAAAUGCAAUAAUCAAACCAUCAAAUAACAUACACCAAGACACCAAAUCGAAUAUGGAAAAGCCUUUACCGUGUUCAAAUAUGAAGUCUCUUCGAAAAGCCCCAAGUGCAGACAAUAGUCUUGCCGCCAUGCUUCUCAAGGCUGCCAAAUCUCUACCACUCUCUUUAUCUGAAGAAAGCUCUGCUAAAUCCCAGACAGAAGCCAAAGCCUCUAAUAUGAAUGUAAAGGCACAACAUGCUCAGGAUUCAAAAGCUGAUCUUGUCAUAGAUGCUGAGGUCAAAGUGUUUAAGUCUGAUACCUCAAAACCUCAAAAGUGUUUAAAAGAUUCAUUAGAAACUGAAAAACAGAACGAGGCUGUUGCCACUGAUGAUGGCAAGUUUAGCCAAGAGACUCUCUCUGAACCCACACUAGAUGAUCAGAAGAAACUAAAUGAACCUAAGGGGGCUCAGAAACCCAAAGGCCUGAAGGCCAAGCUCAGUGGCUGGACAAGACUGAAAAAGCACAUGGUGGUUGAACCUGAAGCCCCCAGUUUUCCAGAGUCUGAGGUGGAGAAAAAUUCUCAGAAAACAGAUAUAAAAAUAAGUGGUAAAGACAAAUCUGCAGGGGCCAAAGAAGAGUCAUUGGGUGGACAGGAUGUGGUAAAAAAGAAAGAUGAUCCCAGGGCAACAAAAAUGUGGGAUGCUGUACUUUUUCAUAUGUUUGCAACAAAGGAGAAAAUUAUGAAACAAAUACAUAGCAACAAAACCGAGGAAGGAGAGCAGAAAAACAUUGAGAAGGAUGGCCAGUUAGUCCCAUCCUUCGUCCAUCGCCUGCCCAUCCUUCUCUACAGUCCGCGCUUUGAUGCCCGGAAACUGAAGGAGGCAGCUGCGAAACCUCUCAACAAAAUAGCUACAGCCUUUGAAAGAGGGCUGCUGCAUCGCAAACAGCAAGGUGAAGAGCCGAAAGACUUCAACAGAACAGCCAAAGGAUUCGGUGCAUCUACAGGAAAAACAGCCGUUUGAUUGCAUUUCAAAUGCACAGUGUAAAGCUUAAACUAAGAGUUAGUUAGAAUUACAAUUCAUUUACAAUUUAUACAAUUAUGUAGUGUUUUAGCACUGUAAAUUUAUUUUCCUUUUUUAUAUGAAAUCAUCAACAUCGAGACAAACAAGCUAUGCACUGUGCUCUGGUCUGAGCAGUGCAAGUAAAGAGAUGGUCAGCAGAAAUGGAGGCCUAGUGCAUUCCUGCUGACUGAUGGGUGCAUCUGUUCAGGAUGUGGCGAGUGAGGAAGGGAGCGAGGGCUGAAAACGUAAUGGUGAGAAUGAUCAAACAAGGAAAGAGGCUCAGAGUGUGGUGUGGCAUCUGGGGAAUGGAUCCUGGGUCUAGGUUUUCUUACGUCAGCUGAGGCGCGUGGUGCGAGCAGACAUGUUUAGAAUAGAGAGCUUCAGAAUGUGAUGUUUUGAGCGGCGUCAAGAGCCCUGCUCAGAAUGACUUAUGGUAUGAUGGUGGUGUUGUUCAUUUAAAAAAAGGGCAGAGGGAAAAUAGGAAAAGUAUAACUAGAACAGGUAGGAGAGACCUUUAAAAUAAAAAAAUCGAAAUCUCAAGAUCUUGAUCAUGGAUUUAGAUUAAAAUGUACCGUAUAUGACCCUUUUGAACUGGUCUUUCUUUUUUUAUAUAGCUUAAAACCAGUGUUGGAUGUUUUCUUACUAAAACAUUUCAAAAUGUUGCAAGUGAUUUCAUGCUUCGAUUAUUUUCUUGUUCAGUGUGAUGAGUACUGAGGAUGAUUAGACUGACAGGUGUGACAGCAGCCAUGUGAAAUGUAUUUAUUUUUUGUUUUUGUAGAUAUGCAGCAGCUCAUGUACAGCACAUUAUCAUAUUUUAGUUACUUUGGUAAAGCAUAAAUUACGUCUGUGUAGUAAUGAAAAUGCUGAAUUUAUAUUUUGUUAUUUUGAAUUAAAAAAAUAUUUUAAUAAAGAAAGUAAAU